UUUUGUAUCCCCCCCUCCGACGGUGAGAAGUGGUUUGUCCCGCGUCGCUCUGGAAGCAGGAGGGUCAACAUGGCGUCCGAACAGGAGAGCUCCAACGGUCCCGUGAAGAAGUCGAUGCGUGAGAAGGCCGUGGAGCGCCGCGGCGUCAACAAGGAACACAACAGUAACUUCAAGGCGGGCUACGUGCCCAUCGAAGAGGAACGCCUCCACAAGACGGGCCUGAGGGGGCGCAAAGGAAACAUGGCCGUCUGCAUCGUGGUGCUGCUCUUCCUCCUCGCCCUCAUCAACCUCAUCAUCACCCUGGUGAUCUGGACCGUGCUCCGCAUCGGGCCGAACGGCUGCGAGAGCAUCGAGUUCCACGAGUCGGGCUUGCUGCGCUUCAAGCAGAAGGCGGACAUGGGCAUCGUGCACCCGCUGCACAAGAGCACCGUGGGGGGCCGCAAGGACCAGGACCUGGUGCUGGUGGGCAACAACAACCCCGUGGUGUUCCAGCAGGGCACCACCAAGCUGAGCGUGGACAAGGACAAGACCUCCGUGGUCAGCGACCUCGGCAUCUCCUUCACGGACCCGCGCACGCAGAACACGUUCUUCAGCACCGACUUCGAGAACCACGAGUUCCACCUGCCCAAGGGGGUCAAAGUGCUGAGCGUGAAGAAGGCGUCCACGGAGAGGAUCACCAGCAGCGCGGCGUCUGACCUGCACAUCAGAGGAGAUGGCAAGGCCAUCAUCCGCGGGAACGAGGGCGUCAACAUCAUGGGCCGGACGGUGGAGUUCAAGAUGGGGGGCGGCAUCGAGCUGCGGGCCGAGAACAGCAUCGUGCUGAACGGUUCCGUGAUGUUCAACGCCUCCCGCAUCCCCCACUCGGCCGGCGACGUGUACUUCGACGAGGGCAUGGAGCGCUACAAGCUGUGCAUGUGCGGUGACGGGACGCUGUUCCGCGUGCAGGUCAAGUACCCCAACAUGGGCUGCCAGACCUCGGAGAACCCCUGUGGGAAGGCCCUCUAGAGGGGGGGCCUGUGAGCAGGCCCUCUAGAGGGGGAGGCCCUGGGGGAAGGCCCCUGGAGAGAGAGGCCCCUUUGGGGUCGUGUCGGACAUUUAAUCUGCAGAGUUCAGCCUCAUUUGGUGUUCUCAAAACAAAGAGAAACUUUUUUUAAAUAAAGAGAAAUUUUCAAAAUAAAAUUAAAACUCUCAUUAUUUUAAAUUGUUCUUAUUAAUUUUGAAACUUUCUCAUCUUGAGAAAGUUUUUCAUCAUUUUGAGAAAGUUUCUCUUUAUUUUUAAAGUUUUUCUUUAUAUUGAGAAUUUGUCUUUAUUUUGAGAAUGUUUCUUUAUUUUGAAAAUGUAUCUUUAUUUUGAAAGUUUCUCAUUAUUUUGAAAGACAUUCUCUUUAUUUUGAAAAACUAUCUUUAUUUUGAAAAUCUUACAUUUUAUUUUGAGAAAGUUUCUCUUUAUUUAGAAAGUUUCUCUUCAUUUUGAAAUGUUUUCUUCAUUUAAAGAAGGUUUCUCAUUAUUUUGAGUUUCUUCGUGUAACAGAUGGUCGCCGCGUGGUGUUUUUAUAUUUUGUGGGUCGUCGUGUGGAGACGUGUGAUGACGAUCAUAACCUGCUUACUGUUCAUUGUUGCUGGCAGCUUUGUUUACAUUACAAUGUUUAUUUUAUAUGACAUUUAACAACAUGCUGUAACCGUCCAGUAAUGUUGAGUUUCCUGCCAAUGGAGGAUAAAGAAUAUAAUAUAUCUGUAAUAUUCAUCUUCAGAUCAACAGGAGUUACGCUGCAGAUUAAUUAUCUUUAAAUGUUGAUGAAUGUCAGGAAAGUUUAAAUCAGUCGGUUUGAAGCUUUUAUUGAGUUGUUUGAAUUUUGUGCAAUAUAGUAAAAUAAAAAAUAAAAGGAUUAUAAUUUAA
This is a messenger RNA of Pseudoliparis swirei, 1897 nucleotides long. RefSeq names its product sarcoglycan, beta (dystrophin-associated glycoprotein) (gene sgcb). The record is from RefSeq and is a predicted model, not a curated record. Lineage: Eukaryota; Metazoa; Chordata; Actinopteri; Perciformes; Liparidae. The transcript has 5 exons. The coding region runs from base 70 to 1005 and encodes 311 amino acids. Gene Ontology annotation, biological process: muscle organ development. Gene Ontology annotation, cellular component: sarcoglycan complex; sarcolemma.